Eimeria acervulina is the source of this 1707-nucleotide messenger RNA. RefSeq lists its product as hypothetical. Gene Ontology annotation, molecular function: protein binding. The transcript is spliced from 7 exons. Bases 1 to 1707 code for a protein of 568 amino acids. The record is from RefSeq and is a predicted model, not a curated record. NCBI's taxonomy places the organism in Eukaryota, Apicomplexa, Conoidasida, Eucoccidiorida, Eimeriidae.
AUGGUAAAAGCACCGCCUUCCCAGGCACUCUACCCAGCAGAGCAGCAGCAGCAGCAUCCAUCAGCAGCGGAGACAUCGGCAUCAAAAAGAUUAGCAGCAGCAAAAAGAGCAGCAGCACCAACCGAAGCAGCAGCAUCAGCAACAGCAGCAUCCAAGGAAUUUGCUGCAGAAGCAGCAGCAGCAGCAGCAGAAGCAGCAUCGUUUGAGGAAGCUGCAGCAUCAGCAGCAGCAGCAUCAUCAGCAGCAGCAUCAUCAUCAGCAGCAUUGUCAACAUCAGCAGCAGCAGCAGCAACAGCAUCAUCAUCAUCAUCAGCAUCAGCAGCAGCAGCAGCAGCAGCAGCAGCAGCAGCAGCAGCAGCAGGAUGUACAUCCCUCCUCGAGCAGCUCCCCCAGCAGCAGCAGCAGCAGCAGCAGCAACAGCAGCAGCAGCAGCAGCAGGGUAUAUUGGGGCUCUCUCGAUGGAGGGAAGGGGAGACGCAAAGUGUAUGCCUCGUCUUACCCCACCCUGUACACCCCGAUCUUGUUGCACUCGGAUGCCAGGGGCCGAACCGCUCUGGGUCAGUUCUGAAGCUGCUGGAUUUGCGGCAGCAGCCGCCUCGCUCUUUUGCUUCCUGCAGCAGCAGCAGCAGCAGCAGCAGCGAGAUGGGCAUCGCGGGGUGUAUGUACACCUCCCCGUUUGGAGAUGAGUGGUGGACAGGGGCUUGGCAUCCGUCAGGAAGUUAUUUAGUUUGCAUCGAUAAAAGAGACAGAUUGCACUGUCUCUACCCGGGACAGCAGCAGCAGCAGCAGCAGCAGCAGCAGCAGCAGCAGCAACAGCGGAGCGCUAGUGGAACUCCCACAUCCGCCAGCACCGUUAGCAGCAGCAGCACCAACAGUAACAGCAGCAGCAGCAGCAGCAGCAGCAGCAAUGAUAUAAGGAGCGAAGUGCUGCAGCUGGAGGCUGUUACUUACAGCUGCUGCUUCGGGUUGGGUGGGCGUGUGUUUAUAGCAGCACAAGAAGAUGGUUGCUGUCGUUUGCUGCCUAGCUGCGACGGCAUAGGUUUAGCAGCAGCAGCAGCAGCGCUGCAGCUGCCGGUGUUGCAGGGGCCUGCAGUUGUAGCAGCAGCAGCAGCAGCAGCAGGAGACAUUAUAGGAGUAGGGGGUACAGACGGCUGUAUACAGCUUCUUCAUGUCUCUACUCUCUCGCCUGUGGGGUCAGUACCCAGGGCUGACGUGGGCGUGCAGUGUAUAUCCAUCAGCAGCGACGGUUUGCUGCUUGCCUGGGCUUCAAAGAGGGCACCACAAGAGCAAAGGAUGCACCAGCAGCUGAUGCGCCUGCAGCAGCAGCAGCAGCAGCAGCAGCAGCAGCUAGAGCUUGCUUUAGAGGAGCCCCUGCUGCGGAGACAAGAAGAUAGAGGGAGACAGGGUAAGCACAAAGUCUCUGUUGCUGCAGUGUCUCCUACUGAGCUGCUGCUGCAGUUGGAGACACCUGCGCAGGUAACAGCAGCAGCAUUUCAUCCCCACCGACAUGUACUCGCCAUAGCCUGCGAUGCAGACUGCAGCAGCAGCAGCAGCAGCAGCAGCAGCAGCAGCACGUCGUCCAUGUCGUCGUCGUCGUGGUCGCCGUCGUUUGCAGCAGCAGCAGCAGCAGCAGCAGCAGCAGCAGCAGCAGCAGGUACAGCAGCAGCAGCACCAGCGGCAGCAAACAUAUCGGAAUCCUCGCCCUAG